Molecule: messenger RNA, 3316 nt
Organism: Spinacia oleracea (spinach)
Lineage: Eukaryota; Viridiplantae; Streptophyta; Magnoliopsida; Caryophyllales; Amaranthaceae
Exons: 17
Coding region: 420-3005 (861 amino acids)
Biological process (GO): cell adhesion; proteolysis
Cellular component (GO): membrane; cytoplasm
Molecular function (GO): metalloendopeptidase activity
Source: RefSeq, a predicted model, not a curated record
UCAUUACCAUUUACAUUAUCCAUCAUCAAAAAACAAACACCUUCCAAUUUUAAAAAUUAAAACUUUCCUAAUUCUAUAAUCAAAAGUUAAAAAUUUCCCUUUUUAUUUUGUUUUAAUUACUUGUAAAUUAUGCUCUCACUCGUUUGGUAGCUCCACUGUACAACCCCACCUCACCUCACCUCACCUGAAACCCAGAAAUAAAGUAGAAUCAGUCUUUCAGUCUUCAAUUUCACUUCAUCGAUCACCCCUUUUUCCUCUCACAAAAAUAUCUCACAAAUUGAGUAUAUAUAUUUUUUAAAUUUUAAUUUGAUUUUUUUUUUUUAGUUAAUUUAGAAAUGUUGGGAAUUUAUGGGGCCGCGUUUGGAUCGAAGUAACGCUGGAUUUUUGAUGGGAAAGUGGGUUUUCAGUGAAAUUUAUUCAUGGAGGUUAUGAUUUGUGAAACUCCAUGUUUUGGGUUACGAUUUGUUCAUUGUUUCAGAUUUGCUGUCAUUCUUUUCGAGAUUGUUUUGGUAUUGGGGUUGUUCUCAGUUGCUAAUGCACAAUCCAUCAAUUAUCAUGUACAACAACAAGGGCAAGAAAGAGAGGUUAGAAGUAUUAAUUCACAUUCUUGUAUACAUGAUCAAAUUAUUGCACAGCGGAGGCGGCCUGGUCGCCAGGUUUAUUCUGUUACCCCACAAGUGUACGAGGAACCUAGUUUCACAGAGUCUCUCAGCCGCAAGGGGCGUGCUUUGCUUGGUGUCUCUGAAUCCAUACCACAAUCAGAAGAUGGGAAAUGGCCAAUUAGAAUUUAUUUAAAUUAUGAUGCAGUAGGCCAUUCUCCUGAUAGAGACUGCAGAAAUGUCGGGGACAUUGUGAAGGUCGGGGAACCUCCUAUGACAUCUGUUCCCGGAAAACCUUUUUGUAAUCCUAAUGUUGAUCCACCAGUUUCGGGGGACUGCUGGUAUAAUUGUACUUUGGAUGAUAUAUCUGGAGGGGACAAAAAGCAUCGCCUGCAUGAGGCUCUGGGGCAGACAGCAGACUGGUUCCAAAGAGCCUUAGCCGUUGAGCCUGUUAGAGGAAAAUUGCGACUGAGUGGAUACUCUGCAUGUGGACAAGAUGGAGGCGUGCAGCUACCAAGGGAAUAUGUAGAAGAGGGAAUUGCCGAUGCAGAUUUGGUUCUUUUAGUAACUACAAGGCCAACAACUGGCAACACACUAGCAUGGGCUGUAGCGUGCGAGCGGGAUCAGUGGGGCCGUGCGAUUGCAGGCCAUGUGAAUGUUGCUCCCCGCCAUUUGACUGCAGAAGCUGAAACACUGCUUUCUGCAACUCUCAUUCAUGAGGUUAUGCAUGUUCUUGGUUUUGAUCCACAUGCUUUUGCACAUUUCCGUGAUGAGCGCAAAAGACGGCGAGCUCAGGUUACAAAACAUAACAUGGAUGAAAAGCUGGGGAGAAUGGUAACUCGUGUGGUGCUCCCUCGUGUUAUCAUGCACGCGCGGCAUCAUUAUGGGGCGUUUUCUGAAAACUUUACUGGUUUAGAGCUGGAAGAUGGUGGUGGGCGAGGCACAUCAGGCUCACAUUGGGAGAAGAGACUUUUGAUGAAUGAGAUUAUGACAGGGUCUGUGGACACAAGGUCUGUUGUUUCGACAAUGACUCUGGCUUUAUUGGAGGAUAGUGGAUGGUACAAGGCCAACUAUAGCAUGGCAGAUCGCCUUGACUGGGGACGCAACCAAGGCACUGAAUUUGUUACCUCACCAUGCAAUCAAUGGAAGGGAGCCUAUCAUUGCAACAAUACCCAGUUGUCAGGAUGUACAUAUAACAGGGAGGCGGAAGGGUACUGCCCCAUUGUUAAUUAUCCCUACGACCUUCCUCAGUGGGCCCAGUACUUCUCACAGGCUAAUAAAGGUGGGCAGUCUUCAUUGGCCGAUUAUUGCACAUACUUUGUCGCUUAUUCUGACGGGUCUUGUACAGACACCAACAGUGCUAGAGCACCUGACAGAAUGCUGGGAGAAGUGCGUGGAAGCAACUCCAGGUGCAUGGCCUCGUCGUUAGUUCGAACUGGAUUUGUACGUGGUUCUACGACUCAAGGAAAUGGUUGUUACCAGCACCGAUGUAUAAACAAGACAUUAGAGAUUGCUGUAGAUGGGAUAUGGAAAGCCUGCCCUGCAGCUGGUGGCCACAUUCAGUUCCCAGGGUUCAAUGGUGAACUGGCUUGCCCUGCUUACCAUGAACUUUGCAGCACAUCAUUGAUUUCAGUCUCCGGUCAAUGUCCUAGUUCUUGCAAUUUGAAUGGAGAUUGUGUAAAUGGGAGGUGUCAUUGCUUUUUGGGGUUCCAUGGCCAUGACUGUAAUAAACGCCUCUGUCCUACUAACUGUAGCAUGCAUGGCAAGUGCCUUGAUAAUGGGGUCUGUGAGUGUCAGAAUGGAUAUGCAGGCAUUGACUGUUCCACAGCUGUGUGUGAUGAGCAAUGCAGCCUUCAUGGAGGUGUUUGUGACAAUGGAAUUUGUGAGUUCCGUUGCUCUGAUUAUGCGGGCUACACAUGCCAAAACAGUUCCUCCUUGAUGACAAGUCUCUCAGUCUGCCAACACGUUCUUCAAAAUGAUUUCUCCGGGAAACAUUGUGCUCCUAGUGAACCAAGUAUAUUGCAGCAGCUUGAAGAGGUGGUUGUCAUGCCCAACUAUCACCGCCUCUUCCCAGGUGGUGCACGAAAAUUAUUUAACAUUUUUGGCAGCAGUUAUUGUAAUGAAGCUGCUAAAAGGCUAGCAUGCUGGAUAUCAAUUCAAAAGUGUGACAUGGACGGGGACAACAGGCUACGAGUCUGCCAUUCAGCAUGCGAGUCAUAUAACUUAGCGUGUGGUGCUUCAUUGGACUGCUCAGACCAAACACUUUUCAGCAUCGAGGAGGAAAGUGAAGAUGAAUGUACUGGUGCUAGUGAGAUAAGGUUGUCAUGGUUUAGUCGCUUUAGAGGCGGCAAUCACCAAGUUGAUAGUUCCAUUAAAGAAGCAUCUGUAAAAUAUAGGAAACUGUAAACCCCCCCCCCCCCCAACCCCCUUUAUAUCUAUAUCUCUAUCUUUCUCAGCUUGUAAUUUUUCUAGGCUGUUUAUUGUAGGAGAAAGGCAGGCGCAAUCUGUCGUGCCGUAGGUUUAGGAUUUUAGGUUUCUUCCCAAUCUAAAUGUCGUUUAGGAAGCCAUGAUUUGGGUAGGAAAUUCAGCUAGUACGACUUUCAGAAUGGAAGUCCCAAUUGUAGAGAUAAAAUUUGUAUCAGGAAAACAAAGAAAAUAUCUCAACAAGAUGGCCGAAGGCUGUUUAUGAGAAUGAAAAGCUAUUGAUUUCUGUUCGA